UUCAGAUGCUUUCAAUGUUCUCUUUGUUCUCCACUUGGUGCGGGACAGCUCGGGCGUGAUAUGUUCGGGAGACACCUUCCAUGGAAGCCAUUCGAAUAUCGGCGGGCAACAAGUUAUAUGAAAAGGAAGUCAUGUUGGACCCACGGGCCGGAUCAGCAGCAAUCCCGAAUCCUUUGACCGCCCGAAUCAACCAGGAGAAUGCGGCGAGACCAUUUCAGUCAUUUCAAUCCGUUAUUAUUAGCAAAUUUCUGUCCAUUGGCACAGGGAGGAAGUUGCGGUGACGUCCGCGAGGCGUGGCGAGAUCCUUCGCCAAGAUGUUCGCUCGACUGCGGGACCGGCUUCUGCCGCCGAACGGGCUGCCUACUUUCAAACAGCGAACAUUUUCAUGCAAUCCUACUCUCGUUCCGAGGUUGGCUCCGAGAACAUCGCUCGCUGCGAUGUUCUGGACAUCUUGUCUCAUCGGCUUCAGUGUGCCGUGAGUGUGUGAAGACUUCGGCCCAUUUCUGGAAAUCACAAAGUGGUUGGUGCGGCACAGAGAACUCUGGACCGGAAACACCCGAAACAACUCCGGCCGUGGUCAGCUCACGCGGCUUGGCAUUCACGCCAGACUCGGGAAGAACAAUGCCGUCAAGCAAAACGUGCGCAUAGAACUUUCUGCAUUUGCUUGCCACACUAGUAAGAGGCGGGAAGUCUCUUACAUCUCC
Dissoconium aciculare CBS 342.82 is the source of this 704-nucleotide messenger RNA. RefSeq lists its product as uncharacterized. The coding region runs from base 199 to 648 and encodes 149 amino acids. NCBI's taxonomy places the organism in Eukaryota, Fungi, Ascomycota, Dothideomycetes, Mycosphaerellales, Dissoconiaceae. The transcript has a single exon. The record is from RefSeq and is a predicted model, not a curated record.